Molecule: messenger RNA, 1303 nt
Organism: Corythoichthys intestinalis (scribbled pipefish)
Lineage: Eukaryota; Metazoa; Chordata; Actinopteri; Syngnathiformes; Syngnathidae
Product: UDP-N-acetylglucosamine/UDP-glucose/GDP-mannose transporter-like
Exons: 13
Coding region: 102-1079 (325 amino acids)
Cellular component (GO): Golgi apparatus
Molecular function (GO): UDP-N-acetylglucosamine transmembrane transporter activity; UDP-N-acetylgalactosamine transmembrane transporter activity; antiporter activity
Source: RefSeq, a predicted model, not a curated record
UUUUCGCCAGGAUAGGUCCCUCUCGUCAUUUCUGCUUUCGUCGACACUCACAGCAGAAGGCGCCCGCUUUCCGCUUCAACUUGAACGUCAACAGUCAAACCAUGCGUCGUUUGAAACUGAAGGUGUUUUCAUCACAAGCCAAAAAUGUCUUUUUCCAUGAUGGUUCCACAGUGCUCCCCAAACUGCUGGCGGCAGCAUUCUAUGGAGUCGUUUCCUUUCUCAUCGUCGUUGUGAACAAAAGUGUCCUCAGCAGCUACAGAUUUCCCUCAUCAACAUGUGUCUGCAUUGGUCAGAUGCUGGCUACCGUGGUAGUUUUAGGGGUGGGCAAAAUAUUGGGCGUCAUUUCCUUUCCAGAUAUGGACUCAAGUAUACCGCGCAAGAUUUUUCCACUUCCUCUACUUUAUGCUGGGAAUCAGAUUACAGGACUGUUUGGGACUCAACGACUCAGUUUACCCAUGUUUACAGUUCUGAGGCGGUUCAGCAUCCUUUUCACCAUGCUGUGUGAAGGCACCUUGCUAAGAAAGACAUAUUCAACGGCAAUCAAAGCCACUGUGUUCACAAUGAUCUUUGGCGCUUUGGUGGCAGCCAGCGCCGACCUGGCAUUUGAUCUGGAGGGCUACGUAUUCAUAAUGCUGAACAAUGUGCUGACGGCGGCCAGUGGCGCUUACACGAAACAGAAACUGGAUGCAAAUUAUCUGGGCAAAUUUGGAAUUCUCUACUACAACGCCUUGAUCAUGAUUUUUCCCACUGCAGCGUACGCAUGGUACACCGAAGAGCUGGAAAUGAGUUUGGAUUAUGACGGAUGGUCCGACCAGAUAUUUGUGGUGCAGUUCUUCCUCUCCUGUGUGAUGGGAUUCAUUUUAAUGUACUCCGUUAUGCUGUGUACACAGUACAACUCAGCCCUCACUACAUCCAUUGUGGGCUGCAUCAAGAAUAUCCUGGUGACCUACGUUGGAAUGGUCUUGGGCGGAGACUACAUUUUUUCUUGGACUAAUUUUAUUGGUUUGAACAUAAGUAUUGUAGGCAGCCUUGUGUACUCUUUCAUCACAUUCACAGAGGUGCAAACAAAAAAGGCGUGAAUCUCAAGACCCACAUUGGAAGACGCCCAUCAGUGUUUCCAUCUUUAGUGCCUUCCAUUGAUGAUUGGACUUUUUUUUUUUAACCCAUACGGGGUAAAUGUUCAUUUCAUUGUAAUUAUUUUUAAAGAAAACCUUGCACUGUCCCUAAUAGGGUAAACCACUUAUUCCGCAUGUGAUUGUUUUAUUUGAAAGAGCUUUCUCAAAUAUACCCAAUUGUCUAGUAA